Messenger RNA from Argiope bruennichi, 539 nucleotides. RefSeq lists its product as uncharacterized. The transcript has 3 exons. NCBI's taxonomy places the organism in Eukaryota, Metazoa, Arthropoda, Arachnida, Araneae, Araneidae. The coding region runs from base 89 to 502 and encodes 137 amino acids. The record is from RefSeq and is a predicted model, not a curated record.
GUCGUUUGUUCGAAUUUAUAGGCUUUAAAAAGCGCCCGCUUUUUCAUAACAGGAAAGUAAUGUUUCAGAUCAACAGAUUUCUAUUAAGAUGGAUUUCUUUCUACUUAUUUCAUUUUUUAUGGUGUUAACAAAUAAUGCUGGGAUUGAAGCGCAUCCUCCUCAUCCAGUGAGAUGUCCAAUUACUGUAUGUCCACCAGCAUGCAGAGUUCAGAUAGUUCCUGGCAUACCCUGUCCUGGUUGCUUCUGUCCAUCCUUACCACGCCCAGUGCGUCCUGUUCCACCACCACCACCACCUCCUGGACGGUAUUUCCCACCUCCACCGCCUCCCCCUCCACUUCCUCCUUAUGGAAGACAUCCGAGACCACAAUUUCCACCUCCACCUAAUGGACCAUACCACAGACAUCCUCCACCACCUCAUCCAAGACCACCGCCUCAACCUCCUCAUAAAAAAUUGUUUAUACCACCACCGCCACCUCCUCCUCCACAAAGAAAAUAUGCAUGAGUACUUACCAUAAUCGAUGAAAAUGUAUAAAAGAUGA